GGCGUAGCGGCUCGCGUGCCUUUUCCUGCCUGAGGGCUCUCGUGCGGACUUUCCUCGGCCUCACAGCCUACUUGCCCAGCUCCUGUCCCAGCCUACCUUCUUUGCUUGCGGAGAAGGAGCCAAGAUGCCCGCCUCCAGCGUUUUCAUUUCUCCGGUGGGAAAGGAGAGGAAAGAUCUGCUUGUUGACGAGCGCUCGCUGAUCUCUCGUGUGUGUUGUUCUCUCUGUGUGUGUGUCUUCAGUUUCUGAAGCCCCUUUCUCCCAGAGGUGAGGAUCUCACUAUCCACAGCGAUUCAACCACACACGGGAUGACUCGUACUUCUGAUCUGUUCAUUCAGACACCCCGGAGGUGCAUUUCGAGGAUAGCCCGAUGUGCCUGCCCUUGGGCAACAGCAGCAAGAGGGUCUCUUGCGACACCAUCAGCACGUCCCAGUUCUUCACCCCCCGCGAGUCCCCCCUCACCUCCCCCCGCAGACUCGCAUCCACCACAGACUCGGCUGACGACGCCGAUGUGCCCACCCAGCCCACUGGAGCACCCACCAGUGGCGCCAUUGUCGUGGCGCCCAAGCAGCCGCUCCUCAGCUUCACCGACAGGCCUGACCUCCUGCCCACUGAGGCAGUGCUGAGGCGGAUCAGGGACGCACUCGCAGCAAAGGUGAGGACAUGAAGGAGGGAUGGGGAGGGAGGGAACGGGGCCAUGCUCAUGUGUGUGGUGUAUGUUGUAAUCCCCUGACAGAAAGAGGCGGCUGUUGCUGAGUUCCUGCAGUAUGCCAAGGGCAUGAACGGCUGGAUCGACUGCGGCACGAUCAAGGGCGCCCGCGUGCAGCGUCGGGAGUUCCACGACGGCCUGCCGCCCAUGAUCCGCGGCACCGUCAACUUCGGCAGCAAGUUCACGCCCUGGGACUUCCUGGACUUCCUGCGCGACUGGGACGCCAAGAAGGCCACCGACGACCAGUUCGGCCAAGGUGCGUGUGGGGUGGGUGAUGGGAGGGGAGGGGAGGGAAUGGGGAAGCUGAUCAGUGUGUUAUGUUGUGUUGAUCAGGUGCGUGUCUGUGUGAGUUCGACUACUACACGGCGGUGGCGUGGAUGAUGUUCAAGGGCAUGAUGAUGUACGAGCCAAGGGACUUCAUCCAGGCACUCUACACACACGUGGUACGGUACGACAGGCAGCGGACCUCACACGCAGCCAGCCACAGCCACAGACGGAACAACACACUGUCCAUCCAUCCAUUGGUGUGGGCGUGUGUGUGUGUGUCAUCAAUCAGGUUGCGCCCGGCACUGUGGCUCAGGUGGCUGUGUCGACGGAUGACUACCCCGAGCCCAGUGGUCUGCCCAAGAGGAAGGCAGUGCGCGCCAAGAUGAUCUUGGCCGGAUUCCUCUGCGAGUCCCUCCCCGACGGCACCAUGGACGUCACCCUCCUCGCUCAGGUGAUAUAUCAACUAACAACAACCACACACACCACACACCACACACACGGCGGGCGUGUUGAUGGUAUGGUGUGAUUGAUGUGCAGGUUGAGUUGAAGGUGAAGGUGCCGAAUGCGGUCAUCUCGCGGAUGCCCUUCUUCCUCGAGCAGCCCGCCGGCCUCGUCAAGGCCCGCAAGUACAUGGAGAAGAACGGCGUCAAGCGCAAGACCAACAGGCCCACCGACUACAGCGGCAAGUGAAGCAAGAUCAUCGAGCCGUGCAGUAGACCGUCCCUAGGUAGAUCAUAGGUAUAAGGACAGCUGUGUGUAGUGGGCAGCCGGGUGGGCGGGGAUGGCUGGCUGGCUAGCUGAUCGGUCGAUCGCAGUGCGAGAGCUGGGGUGUUGGUGUCUUGUCUGCUUUUUUGCGGUAGCUCGGCAGUGAUGGCUAGACAGACCAGACAGACAGAUGGUUAUCGUAGACGAUAUCCACCGCACCGCACCGCACCGCACCCUCUCUGCCUUAUCUCCAUUCCGUGCCGUGUGUGUAUGGUUAUGCGUGCCUAUGUGUCUGUCCGUCCGUCUGCUGCCACUUAUAGGGUGCAUUCAUUGCACGUAGAGAAACCAAGGAAUGCAUGCCGGUAGGUAGGAAAGUGUCUUUUGUCCUGUCUGUCGUGUCCAUCCCAUCUACGUGUCGGUGUCCGUGUGUGUGCGUCGUGCGUGUCUGUCGUGCCGUGCAGCUUAGCUUGCCUUGCCUACAUCCAUACAUCCACACGUAUACACCAUAUUAGCCCCGAGGCUUUUUUCCCGCUGCUCUAUUACUUACUGUCUGUCUGUGCUGUGUCGAUAAAUGUGAUGGCAUCCAACAGAUAUACACUCACUGCCGAUGAUCGAAUCUCUGCUGACUGCAGUCUGUACAGGCAAGGCAAUGGAAUCCAUGGAUUGCGCUGAGGGGGGCCGACACGACGCCCCGCCCCCUGCUGAGAAUGCACUCGCUGAUCGACCCAUAUGCUGGGGGUGGGCUGGGGCUUUUCGCUGUUUUUUCUCUUGCUCUCUCUGUCUUGGUUGAUGAUGUGCGUCGAUGGCCGUUGUACAGUGCGUUUCUUGCCUUGCCUUGAUGAUGUGCGUGCAAGAGUGAUCCCCCGACGGAUAUUGUUUUUCAGGCCGUCGGGCAGGCCUGCACGUCGUGACUGAUGCGGUGCGAUGCGAUGCAUGUGGUGUGGUGUGACCAGUCUGUGCGUGUGUGGACCACGUGGUUUUGCGUGCAUGCCAUGGUCUUGGAUCGAUCAAUGCCAUAGUGUCCGUGCAGUGCAUGUGCAUGGCCAUCCAUGCCGUCCGUGUGGACGACCGAGCGCGCGAUGGCGCACCCCAGUAGGUAGGUAGGUACACAACCGGCAGGCAGGCAGGCAGGCAGGCAGAGAGGGGAGGUACAGUGUGCUGGCAGCUAGAAGCUGUUCAUGGGUCACCCACCGGUGAGGGGCAAGUGUUAUUUGUUCACUCUAGGCAAUGCUUGGAUGGAUGGACAAUGACUUGACAGACAGGACAACGAACGGUUGGUUGAUUUGACUUUGCGUGGUUGCGUGUCGUGUCAUGCCGUGUGUGUGUGUUCCAGUGUGUGUUGCAUGGAUGGAUGGCAUUUGUGAGUGAAUCAUGCGCUAUCGCUCUUCACCCCUUUGCAUUAGGCAGGCAGGCAGGCAGGCAUGAACACACACACACACACACACGCACACACGCACACACACACGGGCAGAAAGGGAGAGAGAGAGAGAGGGGCACAUGCGCAGUGCACGCCCCCUCCCUCCCUCCCCCCUCUCUCCACACACAGCCCACCCCUGCGCACAUCCGUGUGUGGGAAGGUGCCUGCCUGUCUGCUGCGCACUCCUGCACACGCGCAUUCACGAAAUUCGCAAACCCUACGCAUAAUUAGGGUUUAGGGUGAGGGGUUUUAAACCCUGCGAGCUUAGAAGUGCUGCGGGAAAGGCACGCGCACAA
This is a messenger RNA of Vitrella brassicaformis, 3392 nucleotides long. The record is from the annotation of a GenBank genome assembly. NCBI's taxonomy places the organism in Eukaryota, Vitrellaceae.